Molecule: messenger RNA, 1365 nt
Organism: Ustilaginoidea virens
Lineage: Eukaryota; Fungi; Ascomycota; Sordariomycetes; Hypocreales; Clavicipitaceae
Exons: 4
Coding region: 1-1365 (454 amino acids)
Biological process (GO): nucleotide-sugar metabolic process
Molecular function (GO): dTDP-glucose 4,6-dehydratase activity
Source: RefSeq, a predicted model, not a curated record
AUGACACGCCAGUUCCUGAAAAGCAUCAAGCCAGGCCCGUCUCGCAACCUCCUUGGUCAGGUCAAGAUGAUGUUGUCAGCAGCAACCACGUCGUCCUUAUCGUCUGGACCCGAGCCGGCAAAUCUCAAGGACGUGACUGAUGUGCACAAAGUAACAGGCGAGAGUGUCAACGGAACUUGUGAAUACAUUCGAAACGCCAACGUGUGGGAGACGGCACCGAUACUCAAGGGCACAACCUGCUUUGAUCAUCGGGCAGACGUGAAGAACAUCAUGGUGACUGGCGGUGCAGGUUUCAUAGCUUCCUGGGUCGUGCGUCAUCUAACGCUUACCUACCCGGACGCUUAUCAUAUUGUGUCUUUUGACAAGCUAGACUACUGCUCAUCCCUUAACAAUACCCUUCGUCUCCGCGAUAGGCGGAAUUUCACCUUUUACCAUGGGGACCUCACGAACCCCACCCAAGUACUGGAUUGUAUGGAGCGUUACGAGAUUGACACGGUGCUGCAUUUUGCAGCGCAAUCACACGUUGACUUGAGCUUUGGCAAAGCAUACAGCUUUACGCAUGACAAUGUGUACGGGACACAUGUUCUAUUGGAGAGUUGUAGAAAAGUCAAGGUCAGGCGCUUCAUACACAUAUCGACUGAUGAGGUUUAUGGCGAGGUCAAGGAGGAUGAUGAUGACCUGGUUGAAUCUAGCAUUCUCUCUCCGACGAAUCCCUACGCAGCGAGCAAAGCGGCGGCUGAGAUGCUCGUGCAAUCCUACAACAAAAGUUUCAAGCUGCCGACCAUUAUUGUUCGUAGCAACAAUGUGUACGGGCCACAUCAGUACCCAGAGAAGAUUAUACCCAAAUUUACAUGCCUGUUGAACAGGAAGAGACCAGUCGUCCUCCACGGUGAUGGUCGCCCAACGCGCCGCUAUCUCUACGCAGGAGAUGCCACAGAUGCCUUCGACACCAUUCUACACAAGGGCCAAAGCGGCCGCGUUUACAAUGUCGGCUCGCCUGAUGAAGUAUCAAAUCUAGAAUUGUGCUCCAAGCUGCUCGACAUGAUGGCGAUAGAACACGAAACCUCGGCGCAGCUGCGCCAAUGGAUCAAGUACACACAUGAUAGGCCCUUCAACGACCGCCGUUAUGCUAUAGAUUGCACCGAGCUACGAAUGUUGGGAUGGAAGCAGAAGACGAGUCUUGAGCAAGGCCUGCGAAUUACAGUAGACUGGUAUUGCAAGUAUGGAGAGUCAUGGUGGGGGGACAUUAGCCAUGUGCUUACACCAUUCCCAGUCGUCAGGGAAGGCCACAUAAUGCCCGAUAUGGCGGAGCCUUUGAUCAGAGACGACCCAGUCGAUCCGGGUGACGAAUAUCAUGAUCAAUGA